AUGGGUUUCGGAGUUGGUUGGAUGAAAUGGAUGGAGGCGAUGGUGUUCAAUAGUCAUAUGUCGGUUCUUGUGAAUGGUAGCCCGACUAAGAAGUUCAAAGUUACUAGGGGUAUUAGACAAGGAAACCCGUUAUCUCCCUUUCUUUUUGUUUUGGUGCCGGAGUUGGCGGGUUUAGUCAGGAGAGCGUCAGAAGUGGAGAAUUUUAGAGGGAUUAGUAUUAAAGUCCCUGACCUUGGUGUUAAUUAUCACAAGAGUAAACUGAUUGGUAUCAAUAUCAAUUUGAAUCUGUUGAGGUCUGCUGCCAAUUUCCAUGCAUGUAGCGUUGAAGAUAAUAAUUUCACUUUUCUUGGUAUUCCGAUUGGAUCUAAUCCAAGAAGAAUUUUGUUCUGGAAUCCUCUUAUUAAUAGGUUGAAGAGAAGGCUUAAUGGUUGGAAAGGGAGAUUAUUAAGUUUGGGAGGAAGGAUAACGUUGUUGAAAGCGGUUUUAAGCAGUUUACACAUUUUCUUCAUGUCUUUCUACAGGGCUCUGGUUCAUGUUUGCAAAGAAAUUACUAGAAUUCAGAGUAAUUUUUUGUGGAGUGGAAUAGAAGAUAAGAAGAAGAUUCACUGGGUUAGGUGGGAUUCUUUAUGUCUUUCUUUGGAGAAGAGCGGUAUAAGUUUGAAGCUAGUGGAAGAGUUUAACGUUUCUUUACUUUUAAAGUUAGCUUCAACGUGGUGGAAAGAUAUAUUACUAUUGAAGUUUAGACAUGAGGAGGGACUCUUUGUCGAUAGGUGUAGAUUUGUUUUAGGAAAGGGUAACACUAUUCUCUUUUGGCAGGUUACAUGGACUGGGGACUUUAAUCUUAGAUCGGAAUUUCCCGAUUUAUACGAGCUGUCAAAUGCGAAGAACGAGGUGGUUGCGGGUAUGAGGGAGUGUGACUCGGAUUUAUGGAGGCGGGGCAAUUUGGGUGUUGAUGUUUCAGCUAAUUAUUUGUCUCAGUUUCGGCUCCACGAGUUGCAUGGGAUGCUAAGCUCUUUUUUAUCCAAAUAG
This is a messenger RNA of Vicia villosa (hairy vetch), 1029 nucleotides long. RefSeq lists its product as uncharacterized. Bases 1 to 1029 code for a protein of 342 amino acids. The transcript has 3 exons. The record is from RefSeq and is a predicted model, not a curated record. NCBI's taxonomy places the organism in Eukaryota, Viridiplantae, Streptophyta, Magnoliopsida, Fabales, Fabaceae.